Molecule: messenger RNA, 6798 nt
Organism: Suillus clintonianus
Lineage: Eukaryota; Fungi; Basidiomycota; Agaricomycetes; Boletales; Suillaceae
Product: Fph type histidine kinase
Exons: 34
Coding region: 1-6798 (2265 amino acids)
Biological process (GO): dolichyl monophosphate biosynthetic process; phosphorelay signal transduction system; phosphorylation
Cellular component (GO): endoplasmic reticulum membrane
Molecular function (GO): phosphorelay sensor kinase activity; dolichol kinase activity
Source: RefSeq, a predicted model, not a curated record
AUGGGCGGCUUCAGUCUUUUUGCUUUUUUCCUUAGGACAUUCCGCCGUUUCGCCAAACUGCCGCGUUCAAAUUCUUCGCCUUCGCCUCCGUCUGCAAGAAAUGCAUCUGGACGCGCGGAUUCAUCGAGAAGACAAUUCUUGAGUUCUAGAACUGCGAAACGUCACCUAGGGUUGUUUGGGGCCACAGCGGCAGCUACAAGCAUGGGACUCAUGCAGCACACUCAAUGCAGUAGCGAAACAGAGGAGGAUUCGGACGACGAGCCCCAUGAUGUUCGAGGACGUCAUCCUUCUCAAAAAAGCCUGCAAAAUGACGUUCGGGACGCCAUCAGGAGGAAGCGGCACCUAACGUCUCCUUCCCGACAGAUUUCUGGCCCCAUGCCUCUCGAUUACUCUAAUAAUGAGGGCAAGCAAAUUAAUUCCUUACCACGAAGAAUGUCAUUCACUCAGUCUCGUCGUACAUCGUCCCCUCGUACUGAAACUCGGGAAAUUAGACGCAGUGGUUCCUCGUUGAACCCUACAGUCAAACCGCGCUUUAGUUUCAUUUGGAUGAGUGUUCCAAAGAAUUACAGGGAGUCUCCGAAUGAUGGCCUCCUCACAGGGCUCCUACUCCCACCCAUGAUUGCGCUAGCACUAUUGUACUCGGCCUUGCGGCAGGUUAACUCCCCUUCGUCUGAUCCCAGUCUUCCUCCCCCUCAUUGGUUGAUAGAAGCUCCAAGUGUACUCCAUAACCCUCGAUCGCCUGCUUCCGCUAUCGAUGCCCUCAUACAGUCUCGUCGUGGCCUAGUGGAUUACUCCACGAUGUGUUCAUUUAUAUUAUUAGCUCAAGUAUGUUCUUCGUGGAUCAUUGAAACGCGCUAUCGCGGACGUCCCAGCGUCCCUGAGGGAGAGCGCGGCUCUGUCCCUCGCAGUGAAAUGCGCAGAACAUGGUUUUAUGUGCUCUACACUUUCGGCAUGACUAUGCUGGCUAUUACAGCCCGGUAUCUUUUUGCGCUGGCGGAGGUCCCUAUAUGGCGAAAUAUCAGCUAUCUCGAUAUUGGCAUCGGCUCAUUGUUCUACCAAUUUUGCUUAUAUAUCGCCCUUCGCCUAGCGCAUGGUGGGUUCACGCUGGGUGAAUUGGCCCUUGUCUGCUUCGGCGGGCUGUCCUUGGCCACGGAACUACUGGGGUUGACUAGAGCAAGGGUUUGGCCAAAAACAGCGCCAUUCAUCGAGACCUACCGCCUGCCAACACCCCUGCUGAUUUUCCAAAUUGCGCUGAUUGCAGGUUCUUUCAUCACUGGCUUCUUGCUUUCUCCUCUUCUGGCCAUAUCGCGGCAUAUUGCCCAGCGACCGGUGAGGCGUCUUCGACUCCCACAGGAGAAGCAACGGAAUCGACGAGCUCUUGCCGCGGGUUUUUAUGUCGGAACCAUAAUCAUUGUGGUUGGCCUUAUUGGUUCGUGGACAUGGUGGAACCUCGGAUACAGAAACCCGUGGCUAUGGACUAUUUUUUGGCUCCUCGAGGGGCGUAAGAAGUGGAGUCGACCCAUGCUUCUUGCAUACUGGGGCCUUCUCGGAAGCAUCAGCGUUGCCGGAUGGAACCGACAGCUAUCAAGGUCAAGGCGGUACAGGCAUAGAAACACGAGUGGGGGUACGCAGGAUAACGUGAUCGUUCCGUUUGCUGUGAACUCGAAUCAGAAACCGCAUACGGAGAUAUCUUCAUCCGCUCCCACCAAUGCACUUGGGCUUACAUUCCCCAACUUGGCUAAUCUCCCUAAUCUGUCCAAUGGUUCGCAAGUCGCCACGGAACUGUUGGAUGCCGCAGAUAAGCACGUUCCAACACUUGGUAUCAACGCAAGGCGCAAGUUCUUCCACGCGUUGGCCGUUGUAAUGUUCCUGCCUGGAGUGGCUGUUGACCCCGCAUUCACUCACUUGGCCUUCAGUGCAGCCUUUGCGCUCUUUAUCUUUGCAGAGUAUGUGAGAUACUUCGCCAUUUAUCCUUUUGGUGCUGCUGUGCACCUGUUCAUGAACGAGUUCCUCGAGCAAAAGGACAGCGGAACUGCCAUCCUCAGUCACUUUUAUCUGCUUACUGGUUGCGCGGGCUCGUUGUGGCUUGAAGAGCCAUCACGAUUGCUACAAUAUACCGGUAUCCUCGCUUUGGGUAUUGGCGACGCUAUGGCAUCUAUUAUUGGGAAACGCGUCGGUCGGCACCGUUGGUCUUCAACAUCCUCCAAGACUUUAGAAGGUAGCGCCGCAUUUGUGUUGUCCCUCGUGGCUUGCGCGUGGCUUUUGAGACUCUGCGGACUUACGGAAGAAUUUUCGACGUUGCGCUAUACCGUCGUGGCUGCUCUCUCAUGUGCACUUGAGGCCUUGUCAGACCAGAACGAUAACUUGACUUUGCCGUUGUAUAUGUGGAUGCAUUUACUCGGCAUAAAAACCUCGAACAUGCAGUCCUCGACAAUAACAGAUAUAGCCCUAGAUCCACUCCCAUCGUCUCUACCUCUCGCAAAGGCCUUUUCUGUGCCAUCAUUUCAAAUGCCCAUUCCACGUCUGCCCAAGGUGAAGCAACAAAGUCCCCGAUUGCCGCGACUGCCGCGACCAGCAACUGCCUCUAUGGCAGAGGGCACUCAAGCAUACCUACCCCCUGCGCCCCAGAUUUCCCCAAAGGAUGUAGAUAAUCCUCGAGACACCGAUGCUUUAUCCAUAAAGUCGUUUGAAGCACGCGCUACAGACAUGGUGUCAAUUCACUCAGCUCCAUCCGGUAGUCCUUGUGAAACCCUAGCGGCGACGAGUACUCCUGGUGAUACCCGACCCGACAUCGACGGGGCCGAACAUGACUGGGCUACCUUCAUGACUGCUUACGCAUCGGGUCAGUGGCAUCCUCAUCGAACGCCUCGUCAUCCGCGUUCAAUGAUCUCUACUCCUGUUAUGCGGGAGGGCUCUCUACGAGACAAUUUUGCGAUGAGACAUGAUCCUGCACCGAUCAUCAUCGAAUCAGAGCAGGAUUCUACUUCUAUGUUGCCUGCCCACCAAGCUGUUAUUUCUUCCCCGGUAUCCUAUGGCAGUAGCAAUGAGACAGAGUUCAAGCCCGCUCCCGAUAAAGCGGUGAUAGCCUCUGAUUUUCCCUCAUCCGUUUACCCUGACAAGCUAUUGUCAAAUAUUACACCAAAGUCAUCGUCGCUUUCCGGUCGCAGAUUCCGCAAGUCAUUCACAGAUCUGCGACAUGCAACAGGAGGGCAGCCAAUGCAUCUCCCUUUAGAUGGGACACAAGCUUUCAGCAUUAGUCCGGAGGCAACCACUGCGGCUGCAACCAUGCGAUGGGCAGCAGCACGCGUUAAUUUGUCUCCUCUUGCGUUGCCCUCUCCUGAGCAUGAGCUAACAGAUCCAAUGCGAGGUGUGCAUGCAGCAAUACCUGGAUCACAUCCGACUGCCAGUAGCCCCCCUGCCCAUCCGACAACGCCCGGAAUGUCUCGAAUCCGAGCAGGCAGCUUCUGGGAGGGUACGCAAGAUGUCGAAGAUGAGCUAACUGUGCUCGCCCUACCCGGAUCGUUACCCAGAACUCCCCUACGCAACAUAACUGAGGCAGAACUGUAUUUGACUUUCCCCCCGCCGGCCUCCGUUCCACUGCAGCGUAAUCAGUCGCCUGAGCCGACAGAGGAAGGCGAUUACUUCACCGCAGUCAGUACAUCCGCUUCAGAUCAAUUUCCCAUGACCCCCGACCCCGCUCAACUUUGGCAGGACUACUUAAACCACAGACGUGAAUCCGGGCCAUCGGAACUCAACAUUUGUACGGCACCACCCCUUCCACGAAGGAUAUGCUUGACAAGGCAAACCUCUUCUCCCCUACCCGACAGCAUCGGGAGAGACCGUGGCUUACCAGGAGGACGGUCGGUAUGCGACUCGGUCAAUAGUUUUCGUGCUGGCCGGUCUGCGAAGGAGGAGCAGAUGUUCCUAGAUCUUGGCUAUCUAGCUCCACCGAACCCUCCAGACGAGCUCGAGCGAAGACGCGCUCUAUACAAGUUUAACCUCUGGAACACCGGCCCCGACAUUAACUUCGAUCGCAUUGCACAUCUGGUCAAACUUGUGUUCAACACGAAAUGCGUUUACAUAUCCCUCAUCGAUGGCACGGAGCAGGGUGAUGAACCAACGGUUAUCCUGGAUACGAAGUUAGAUUGGCGGUUUGCCAAGAAUCCUCUGGUCACCGGAUUUCCAAACGUUCGCUUCUAUGCUGCGGCUCCUCUGAGAACCUCCGAUGGAUUUAACAUUGGCAGUCUUUCUUUGAUUGAUGAUUCACCAAGGCAGGAUUUCGCCCCUCGUCAACGACACACUUUGAAGGAAUUUGCGGCUGUUGUGAUGCGUGAAAUGGAAUUGUGGCGUGAUAAAAUCCAACUGCGCAUACGUGACAAAAUCCAGACCUCCAUGGAGCAAUUUAGUCGAGAGUGCCUUGAGAUUGACCAGAACGAUGCAAACACGGAUGAUGACCCUUACGCUAACGCGUCCAUGGACAGAGUGUAUGAUCGUGCCGCCAGACUUGUCAAGCGCACUUUAGAUGUCGAGGAGGUGGUAGUCAUGGAUGUUUCACACUGCGAAGUAUUGGAGACGCUCAGUGCCGAAGCAACUAUAUCUGUUGUCAUGCAUCGCGGGGAUCCACAAUCCCAACCAACAUCUCGCACGCUGACGGCGGAUGAAUACCACAAGCUAAACGCGUUCUUUGACCAGUAUCCUGAUGGCAAGGUGUCUGAAGGCAUUUUACCAGUCUGCUUCCGUCCCUUUAUCCCAACACACAUACAGUAUGCACUCACUGUUCCUGUUUUCAAUAUCGACAAAAGGCCGUUUGCCUUGAUUUGUGCAUACAAUGCCACUGAUCCAUCACGACGAUUUGUAAAGAUUCACCUAAGAAUAGGUGUCAUCAUUCUCUCGGCUGUCCUCAAGAGGAGGAUGAUGCUGGCCGACCAAGCGAAGAGUCUGUUUAUCUCCAACAUAUCUCACGAGCUUCGUACUCCUUUGCAUGGGAUUCUCGCUGCGGCCGAAUUACUUUCCGAUACAUCGUUAAGUCAUAGCCAGACUUCGUUCCUGCACACCGUCCAGGCGUGCGGGACAUCCCUUGUUGAAACGGUGAACCACGUUCUCGACUUCACGAAACUCAGUGGCAAUAUGAAGUCAGGUGGCGUGGACAAUGUCAUAACGAGGAGCAUAGUGGAUCUCGAACAACUUGUUGAAGAGGCAAUCGAUGGAUCAUGGAUUGGAUACUGCGCCCGCACAUCUGCCAUUCGCGAGUCGGAAAUCGGGAGUGUGUAUGCUCCAGCGAUGGAACAGCGAUCCUCGAGUGUUAUGGCUGCUCCAGCCUCUUCGAAGCAGGUGGAGAUCAUUGUCGACAUCGACCGACGCGAAGGCGGAUGGAUUUUGAAGUGCGACAAAGGUGGUAUUAGAAGGGUGUUGAUGAAUCUUUUUGGAAACAGCCUAAAGUUCACGACUGAUGGUUACGUUCAUGUAUCUUUACGCCAAGUAUCUGCGCCAAAUGAAGAGCCUAGUAUGGUGGAGUUAUGUGUCAGCGAUACGGGAAAGGGGAUCAGCCAAAAUUUCCUGAAGAACCACUUGUUCCAUCCCUUUUCCCAGGAGAACCCUUUACAAGCUGGGACAGGUUUAGGCCUUGCGAUCGUCAACAGUAUCGUCCAGUCUCCAAGUGUGGGCGGGAAAGUGGAAGUAUCCAGCGAAGAAAACGUUGGUACCGACAUCAAGAUCACUUUCCAAGCAGAAACUUUGGAAGAUGGCGCGAGUGCUCUUCAAACUCCCUUUAUGUUCGAUCAUGUUGUCCCCACUGUUACCUUCCUCGGGUUCAAGCAGAAGAGCAAAGGUGUUCAGAUGCUCAGCGAUGUGCUUCGCAAGUACCUCCAGGAUUGGUGGGGAUUCAGAGUGCAGACUGACGGAGGUGAGUUGAGCGACAUCGUGAUCAUAAACGAAGACUCGUCACCUGUUGUUACCGCUCUUGAAAAAAUGGACUACCGUCGGUCGUUCAUUAUCUUGUCUUCAAGUAGAGGUAGUCCGAGGGUGAUGGGGAUUUGCAGCACCUACGAGAACUUUGGCGGUUUUUGUCGCAUCGUUCACAAACCAGGAGGACCUUUCCGAUUGCGCGCUGCGCUGAAACAACUACUUCGGGCCAGGCAAAGGCGUCAACAACGUCUACCAAGUUUCGCCAGCUCUGUGGCUGGGAUCUCAGAUGAUAGUAUCUCUCUGCACUCCUCCAUGCUUACAGACGAUCUAUCGAAUCCAGACCGGCAUCGCCGGGGGAGUAUGGAUUGGAGUCGCUCAACUACCGUAUUUCCCACCCCCCUACCUGCAUCGCCGGAUGUCGAGGAAGCACCGUCCUCUCCGGAGAUUACCGAGUCUGAUGGAACAUCUUCAAGCAUGUCAAGUUCCACAGUAACCAUCGGUACGGACGGGAUACUCCUGGAGUCGUCAAUCCGGACCCUGGAUUUAGACCGCCCUCGUCCGAAAGUUUUGGUGGUCGAAGACAACAAUAUCUUGCGGAACUUACUAAUCAAGUGGUUGAUGAAGAAGGGAUUUGACUAUCGCGAGGCAGUCGAUGUGCCAGUCUCACUCAAAGAUCGUCUCACAUUUCUCAUAGGGCUGGGUGCCACCAUCGAGAUUCGUCAGCUUGAAAAAGCUCGAGAAAGUCGGCAGCCAAGCGUCAUACUAGCUUUGACUGGGAUGUCAUCCCUUGAAGACAAACGCAAGGCAUUCGAGGCUGGCAUGAGCGGAUAUCUUGUCAAGCCCGUAGCAUUCAAAACGCUCGAAGAAAUGUUCCGCAAGAUAGGGCUCUCGUGA